UGGCAGACUUCCACGCUGCUGGCGGCGCGUGGAACAACCGUUUUCCCUCCGCUCCGCGAGACCCGCGCCACAAAAAACACAAAACCGCAUUUUUACAACGAAAUCUGACGCGUUUCACUUCCGCUUCACGCACGCGCACCUCCACAUCCGCGUGGGACCGUGCGUGAGCCGCUUUGUGCGUGUUUGACCGGUGCGUGAUUCGCCGGGUGCGUGACUCUGCGGGGCUCAGUGUGUGUGGCGCGUGGGGACAUGGCCACGCUCAUCCUCGAGGACGGGAGCACGUUCCGCGGGCGCCUCUUCGGAGCGCGCGUGUCCGUGUCUGGAGAAGUGGUGUUCCAGACGGGGAUGGUCGGUUACCCUGAGGCGCUCACAGACCCGUCGUAUCGUGGGCAGCUGCUGACGCUCACUUAUCCUCUGAUCGGAAACUACGGCGUCCCCAAAGACGGCGAGGGCGACUUCGGCCUCAGCGAGUGGUUUGAAUCUUCUCGUAUUCACGCCUCGGCUCUGAUCAUCGGGGAGCUGUCGGAGGAACCGAGUCACUGGAGCUCGGACCGAUCCCUGGACCAAUGGCUCAAAGAACAUGGAGUCCCUGGAAUCCAAGGGGUGGACACGCGCUGCCUGACCAAGAAGAUCCGGGAGAAGGGGACUCUCCUGGGGAAGCUGGUGGUGGACGGGACCACGGAGGACAGUGUCCCCUUCGACAAUCCAGACCUGAGGAACCUGGUGCAGGAGGUCUCCAUGAAGGAGGCUCGUGUGUUUAAUCCAUCUGGGGAUCUGCGCGUCACCGUCGUCGACUGUGGAGUGAAGUUUAACCAGAUCAGAUGUUUGGCCCAGAGAGGAGCCAGAGUCACGGUGGUUCCCUGGGACUCGCCCCUGAACCCACAAGAUUUUGACGGCCUCUUCAUCAGUAACGGCCCCGGAGACCCUCAGCUCUGCUCCUCCACCAUCCAAAACCUGCGCAAAGUCCUGACCCUAAACCAGGACUCGGAUCGUAACCAGACUAAACCGGUGUUUGGGAUCUGCCUGGGACACCAGCUGCUGUCUCUGGUCAUCGGAGCGAAAACCUACAAACUCAAAUACGGGAACCGAGGCCAUAACCAGCCGUGCGUCCACAAAGGAACCGAGCGCUGCUUCAUCACGAGUCAGAACCACGGAUUCGCCGUCAACCCCGAGACCCUCCCCCCCGACUGGGACGUCCUCUUCACCAACGCCAACGACCGCAGCAACGAGGGCAUCGUCCACAACCAGCUGCCCAUGUUCAGUGUGCAGUUCCACCCGGAGCACAUGGCGGGCCCCACAGACCUGGUUUCUCUGUUUGACGUGUUUCUGGAGACGGUUCGAGAGCACAAAGAGGGAAAAGUCACUAAAACCGUGAAACAGCGUCUGACAGAGCACCUGACCUUCUCCGCUGCCCCCAAACCUGAAGACGUCGUGAGGCCUCGGAAAGUCCUGAUCCUGGGCUCUGGAGGUCUGUCCAUCGGGCAGGCGGGAGAGUUCGACUACUCCGGGUCUCAGGCGAUCAAAGCUCUGAAGGAGGAGCGGAUCCAGACGGUUCUGAUAAACCCAAACAUCGCCACAGUCCAGACCUCCAAAGGUUUGGCCGAUAAAGUUUACUUCCUGCCCAUCACCGCGGACUAUGUGACCCAGGUGAUAAAGAACGAGCGUCCGGACGGCGUGCUCUUGACCUUCGGGGGUCAGACGGCGUUGAACUGCGGCGUGGAGCUCACCAAGCGCGGCGUUUUGGAGCGGUACAAAGUGAAAGUGCUCGGGACGCCGGUGUCCUCCAUCGAGAUGACCGAAGACCGAAAGAUCUUUGUGGAGAAGAUGGAGGAGAUCAACGAACACGUGGCUCCUAGCGAGGCCGCCUUCUCCGUGGAGCAGGCCGUGGCAGCUGCAGAGAGGUUGGGGUACCCUGUCCUGAUGCGGUCGGCGUUUGCGUUGGGGGGACUGGGCUCCGGGUUCGCGAAUAAUCGAGAGGAGCUCACGUCUUUGGCUUCGUCUGCGUUCGCUCACACGUCUCAGGUCCUGGUGGACAAGUCUCUGAAAGGCUGGAAGGAGAUCGAGUACGAGGUGGUGAGGGACGCCUACGACAACUGCAUCACGGUGUGUAACAUGGAGAACAUCGACCCUCUGGGCAUCCACACGGGCGAGUCGAUCGUGGUGGCGCCGAGUCAGACGCUGAACGACCGCGAGUACAACAUGCUCCGCCACACGGCCAUCAAAGUCAUCAGACACCUGGGCAUCGUGGGCGAGUGCAACAUCCAGUACGCCCUGAACCCCGAGUCCGAGCAGUAUUACAUCAUCGAGGUGAACGCCCGUCUGUCCCGGAGCUCGGCCCUGGCGUCGAAGGCCACAGGAUACCCGCUGGCGUACGUGGCGGCCAAACUGGGUCUGGGCAUUCCUCUGCCACAGCUCAGAAACUCUGUGACGAACUCGACCACGGCGAACUUUGAGCCCAGUCUGGACUACUGCGUGGUGAAGGUGCCGCGCUGGGACCUGAGCAAGUUCCUCCGAGUCUCCACCAAGAUCGGGUCGUCCAUGAAGAGCGUGGGGGAGGUGAUGGCCAUCGGACGCAGCUUCGAGGAGGCGUUUCAGAAAGCGCUGAGGAUGGUGGACGAGAACUGUGUGGGCUUCGAUCACACCAUCAAACCCGCCUCAGAGGAGGAGCUGGAGACGCCCACAGACAAACGCAUCUUCGUGUUGGCGUCCGCGCUCAGAGACGGAUUCUCUGUGGAGCGACUCUACGAACUCACCAAGAUCGACCGCUGGUUUCUGCACAAAAUGAAGAACAUCGCCGACCACGAGAGGCUCCUGGAGACCUUCAACCAGGACGAGAGCGCGAUGCCCCCGGAGGUGAUGAGGAAGGCCAAACAGCUCGGCUUCUCAGACAAACAGAUCGCUCAGGCCGUGCAGAGCACGGAGCUGGCGGUGCGGCGUCUGCGCUCUCAUUGGUCGAUUCUUCCGGUGGUGAAGCAGAUCGACACGGUGGCAGCGGAGUGGCCGGCUCACACCAACUACCUGUACCUGACGUACCACGGCUCCUCCCACGACCUGACCUUCGACCAGCAGCACGUCAUGGUCAUCGGCUCCGGCGUUUACCGCAUCGGCAGCAGCGUGGAGUUCGACUGGUGCGCGGUCGGCUGCAUCACGGAACUGCGCCGGAUGGGCUGUAAGACGAUCAUGGUGAAUUAUAACCCCGAGACCGUGAGCACGGACUACGACAUGUGUGACCGACUUUACUUUGAUGAAAUCUCCUUCGAGACGGUGAUGGACAUCUACGAGCAUGAGAACCCCGAGGGUGUGGUCCUGUCCAUGGGUGGGCAACUGCCCAAUAACAUCGCCAUGUCUCUGCACCGGCAGCAGUGCCGCAUCCUGGGCACGUCGCCCGAGUUCAUCGACAACGCAGAGAACCGGUUCAAGUUCUCCCGAAUGUUGGAUGCCAUCGGGAUCAGCCAACCGCAGUGGAAGGAGCUGUCCGACACCGAGUCGGCGGUGGGGUUCUGUGAGGCAGUGGGGUACCCGUGCCUGGUGCGUCCCUCGUAUGUUCUGAGCGGAGCUGCGAUGAACGUGGCCUAUUCAGACAAAGACCUGGUGAAGUUUCUGAGCAACGCUGUGGCCGUGUCCAAGGAGCAUCCGGUCGUCAUCUCCAAGUUCAUCCAGGAGGCCAAGGAGAUCGACGUGGACGCGGUGGCUCAGGACGGCGUGGUUUUGGCGAUUGCCGUCUCCGAACACGUGGAGAACGCCGGAGUCCACUCGGGAGACGCCACGCUGGUCACGCCGCCUCAGGACCUCAACCAGAAAACCAUCGACCGAAUCAAGUCCAUCGUCCACGCCAUCGGGCAGGAGCUUCAGGUCACGGGACCCUUCAACCUGCAGCUCAUCGCCAAGGACGACCAGCUGAAGGUGAUCGAGUGUAACGUUCGAGUGUCACGCUCGUUUCCCUUCGUCUCCAAGACUCUGGGCGUGGAUCUGGUCGCCCUGGCGACGCAGGCCAUCAUGGGCGAGGAGGUGGAGCCUGUGGGACUGAUGACCGGGAAGGGCGUGGUCGGGGUCAAGGUCCCUCAGUUCUCGUUCUCGCGUCUGGCCGGAGCAGACGUGGUUCUGGGCGUGGAGAUGACCAGCACUGGGGAGGUGGCGUGUUUUGGAGAAAAUCGUUACGAGGCGUAUCUGAAGGCCAUGCUCUCCACCGGCUUCAAGAUCCCCAAGAAGAACAUCCUCCUCUCCAUCGGCAGCUACAAGAAUAAGAGCGAGCUGCUGCCCACGGUUCGGGCUCUCGAGUCGUUGGGCUUCGAUCUUUACGCGAGUCUGGGCACCGCCGACUUCUACACGGAGCACGGAGUCAAGGUGAAGGCGGUGGACUGGCCGUUCGAGGAGGAGGAGGACAGCGCGUCUCAGGACAAACAGCCGAGCAUCAUGGAUUAUCUGGAGGAGAACCACUUUGACCUGGUGAUAAACCUGUCGAUGAGGAACAGCGGGGGGCGUCGUCUCUCCUCCUUCGUCACCCGAGGAUACAGGACGAGGAGGAUGGCCGUGGACUUCUCCGUCCCGCUCAUCAUCGACAUCAAGUGCACCAAGCUCUUCGUACAGGCGCUGCAUCAGAUCGGCCUCAGUCCCCCCGUCAAGACUCACGUGGACAGUAUGACGUCCCAGACUCUGGUCCGACUGCCCGGCCUUGUAGACGUGCACGUUCACCUCCGUGAGCCCGGGGCGUUGCAUAAGGAGGACUUUUCUUCGGGGACGGCUGCGGCUCUUGCGGGAGGAGUGACUCUGGUGUGUGCGAUGCCGAACACGUCGCCCGCGGUAACGGACGCCGCCUCGCUCGCCCUGGUGCAGAAGUUGGCGAAGGCCGGGUGCCGCUGUGAUUACGCUCUGUACCUCGGCGCCGCCUCAGAUAACGCCUCCUCCCUCGCUGCCAUCGCGCACCAGGCGGCCGGCCUCAAGAUGUACCUGAACGACACUUACUCCACCCUCAAGAUGGACAACGUGUCUCUGUGGAUGGAGCAUUUUGAGAAGUGGCCGAAGUCUCUCCCGAUCGUGGCUCACGCCGAGCGUCAGACGGUGGCGGCGAUUCUGAUGGUGGCUCAGCUUUACCAGAGGCCGGUGCACAUCUGUCACGUGGCGAGGAAAGAGGAGAUCCUGCUGAUUCGUGCGGCGAAGCAGAAGGGCGUGCAGGUCACCUGUGAGGUGGCGCCUCAUCACCUGUUCCUCUGUGAGGACGACGUCGCCGAGAUCGGAGUCGGACGAGCUCAGGUCAAACCCGCGCUGUCCUCCAGAGAAGACCAGGAGGCGCUGUGGGACAACAUGGACAUCAUCGACUGUUUCGCCACAGACCACGCUCCUCACUCGGUGGAGGAGAAGAACAGCUCUAAACCUCCUCCGGGUUUUCCGGGUUUGGAGACGAUGCUUCCGUUGCUGCUGACGGCGGUGAGCGACGGGCGCCUCACGAUGGACGAUUUGAUCAAACGACUUUACGAAAACCCGAGGAGGAUUUUCAACCUGCCGGCCCAGGAGAACACCUUCGUGGAGGUGGAUCUGGAGCAGGAGUGGGAGAUCCCGGAGUUUAUGCAGUUCACCAAAUCCAAAUGGACGCCGUUCGCGGGCAGGAAGGUGAAGGGCAAAGUGCGGCGGGUCGUUCUGAGAGGAGAAGUGGCCUACAUCGACGGACAGGUGCUGGUUGCCCCUGGUUACGGUGAAGAUGUGAAAACAUGGCCGACCCCGACCCAGCCGCCCUCGGAGCUCAAAGAGACGCCCAUGACCCCUGAGCGUCUCAGACCGACUCCUCCCCGAGACUCGGUCCGGAGCCGAGCCCAGAGCCCACGCCGCGCUCUGCUGCCCCCUAGAGUCCACCGCACGUCUGACCCAGGACUGCCCCCGGAGCUGGUGAUGCUGCCUCCCUCUGUCCUGCCUCCGUCUGGAGACUCGUACUCUCACCCUCCUCCUCUGUCGCGCCUCCUCUCUCCUCAGGCUCAGGCCGCUGCAGUACCUGCCUCUCACCUGCAGGUGUCUCCACUGCUGCACCCUCUGGUGGGGCAGCACAUCCUGUCCGUGCGCCAGUUCACCAAAGACCAGAUGUCUCACCUGUUUAACGUGGCUCACUCUCUGCGUCUGAUGGUGCAGAAGGAGCGCAGCCUCGACAUUCUCAAAGGUCGCGUGAUGGCGUCCAUGUUCUACGAGGUGAGCACUCGCACCAGCAGCUCCUUCGCCGCGGCCAUGUCUCGUCUGGGAGGAUCCGUGGUUCACUUCAGCGAGUCGACGUCGUCGUGUCAGAAGGGAGAGUCGCUGUGCGACUCCGUCCAGACCAUGAGCUGCUACGCCGACGUCCUCGUGCUGCGCCACCCGACGCCCGGAGCCGUGGAGUCUGCCUCUCGUCAUUGCCGUAAGCCGGUGAUAAACGCUGGAGAUGGAGUUGGAGAACAUCCGACUCAGGCUCUUCUGGACGUUUUCACCAUCCGAGAGGAGCUGGGCACCGUCAACGGGAUGACCAUCACGAUGGUCGGGGACCUGAAACACGGUCGCACCGUUCACUCUCUCGCCAAACUCCUGACGCAGUAUCGCAUCACGCUGAGAUACGUGGCCCCCAAGAACCUGCACAUGCCACCGGAGAUCUGCAGCUACGUGGCCUCCAAAGGAAUCAAACAGGAGGAGUUUGAGAGCCUGGAGGAGGCGCUGCCCGACACAGAUGUUCUGUACAUGACCCGGAUCCAGAAAGAACGAUUCUCCUCCGAGGAAGAAUACAGAGCGAGCUUCGGUCAGUACAUCCUGACUCCUCACAUCAUGACCGGAGCCAAGAACAAGAUGGUGGUGAUGCAUCCUCUGCCCCGAGUCAACGAGAUCAGUGCGGAGGUGGACUCAGAUCCUCGUGCGGCGUAUUUCCGACAGGCGGAGAACGGGAUGUACAUCAGGAUGGCUCUGCUCGCCACCGUGCUGGGACGAUGAGCCUCUGCACACGGCUCACACACACGGCUCACACACACGGCUCACACACACGGCUCACACACACGGCUCACACACACACA
Molecule: messenger RNA, 7016 nt
Organism: Boleophthalmus pectinirostris (great blue-spotted mudskipper)
Lineage: Eukaryota; Metazoa; Chordata; Actinopteri; Gobiiformes; Gobiidae
Gene: cad
Product: carbamoyl-phosphate synthetase 2, aspartate transcarbamylase, and dihydroorotase
Exons: 44
Coding region: 250-6936 (2228 amino acids)
Biological process (GO): 'de novo' pyrimidine nucleobase biosynthetic process; L-glutamine metabolic process; L-citrulline biosynthetic process
Cellular component (GO): cytosol; cytoplasm
Molecular function (GO): aspartate carbamoyltransferase activity; amino acid binding; dihydroorotase activity
Source: RefSeq, a predicted model, not a curated record